CGGGGAGGAGAGGCGGGCGGACGUGCCCGGCGCAGGGUGGAGGCGUCCACCUGGGCUUUUCCGAGCGCAGGGAGGGCGCUAGGACCGAGCGGCGCACCUGUUGGCAGGUGCCGGGCCUCGCCUGCUCCCCGCCCCGGAGCAGCCGGGCGGCCGGUGCACGAGCGGGGGAGGUGCUGGCAGAGGCCGUACCGCGGCGGCGGCGCCGGGCGCACCAUGGCCGAGCUGCUGCGGAGCCUGCAGGACUCCCAGCUCGUCGCCCGCUUCCAGCGCCGCUGCGGGCUCUUCCCGGCGCCCGAGGACGACCCCCGAGAUGACGGCGCGGGCCUGGCGGAGGGCGCCGCGAGAGCGCCGGGGGCCGAUCAUCGCUCCACGGCCAACGGCAAGGACGCCGGGGCGCCGGCCAAUGGGCUGCUCAGAGCCGCGGCCCCGCAGGCUUAUGUAGAGAAAUACAUUGUGAAGAAUUAUUUCUACUACUACCUAUUCAGAUUUUCAGCUGCUUUGGGUCAAGAAGUGUUCUACAUCACAUUUCUUCCAUUCACUCACUGGAAUAUUGAUUCUUUUUUAUCCAGAAGACUGGUCAUCAUAUGGGUUCUGGUGAUGUACAUUGGCCAGGUGGCCAAGGAUAUCCUGAAGUGGCCCCGCCCCUUCUCCCCUCCGGUGGUGAAACUGGAGAAGAGAGUGAUUGCUGAGUAUGGAAUGCCAUCUACCCAUGCCAUGGCGGCCACCGCUAUUUCCUUCACCCUCCUCAUCUCCACGAUGGACAGAUACCAGUAUCCCUUCGCUCUGGGGCUGGCGAUGGCUGUGACGUUCUCUGCGUUGGUGUGUCUCAGCAGGCUCUACACUGGGAUGCACACAGUCCUGGAUGUGCUGGGUGGCAUCCUGAUCACCGCGGUCCUCAUCGUCCUCACCUACCCCGCCUGGACCCUCAUCGACCGCCUGGGCUCAGCCAGCCCCCUCUUCCCCGUGUGUGCCAUUGUGGUGCCAUUCUUCUUGUGUUACAACUACCCCGUGUCUGAGUUCUACAGCCCCACCAGGGCGGACACCACCACCAUCGUGGCCGCAGGGGCCGGGGUGACCACCGGGUUCUGGAUCAACCACUUCUUCCAGCUCGUGGCCGACCCCACGGAGGCUCUGCCUGUCAUCCAGCACAUCCCCCCGCUCACCGCGGGCAUGCUGGUUCUGGGCCUGACCAAAUUCAUGGUGGGGAUUGUGUUGAUCCUCCUGGUUCGGCAAGUUGUCCAGAAUCUCUCGCUGCAAGUCUUGUACUCCUGGUUCAAGGUGGUCACCAGGAACAAGGAGGCCCGGCGGAGGCUGGAGAUCGAAGUGCCUUACAAGUUUGUCACCUACACGUCGGUUGGCAUCUGUGCCACCACCGUUGUACCCAUGCUGCACAGGUUUCUGGGAUUACUCUGAGCCUCGGGCACUUGGAAAUUAGCCCGUUGGACAAGAGCCAGGACCUAGGAAAUCUGUUGGGUGGGCAAGUCUUGACAACACAUUUUAUUUUUAAAAAAAUCCUUUGUCAUAUGUCUGUUUUGCUAAUACCCGUGUUAAAUGCUGGUGCUGUGUGGAAGGGAAGUUUUCUGUUGGAGCCUCUAGUCUGGAAGGGUCACUCGGCAGGUGAAGCCAGGCUAACCCCACUGUUGGGCUCUUUGAAGGUCCCCACCCCGUCUGCGAGCUGGGACUCUAGGCCAAAUCAGGGGCUGGCAGGAAUAGUGGACGAUUUAGGAACAACCUCAGGCCCCACUGGGCUCUGGAGAGAUGGCGGGUCUGGAGACUGGAGAUGGAGCAUUCUUCCCAGUUAUGACUGGGCCCAGCACUUGAGUCUCCCUUCCCAACUGGGAUCUUUGGUCCAGGAGGCACCCUGUGGAAGGGCAUUCCUGAGGGUGACUUUCUUGUCAGAAUGACCAAAUCGGGAGUUAAGAGCGCUGCAGACUUCACUGUGAUGCCCUGAAGGGUGGGCCUAGAGGUUCUAGGCAAGGGCCUGCUCCCCUCACACAUCCCUGUCUCUGUAGGCAUGACUAUUGAGAUAGGGAUCUGCUCCUCCUUGUUUGCACAUUUUGCAGAAUUCCAGAUGCCAUCACUGCACUCCUGACCCAGGGAAGCAGCUGGCUGCUCCCACCGCUCCAGGCAGGAGGGCUUAGCCGUCAUUAAAGCAGGCCCAGCUGGGCUUCUCCAAUGUCCUGCUCUCUCCUGCUUCAGAGUGACUUGGGAUUUGCCCUCUGGCCAUCCCCAGCUUUUUUUGCUUCUUACAAGCUGUCAUCUGCAUGUAAAAGUGGGCCAGUGGAGGGACGGAGAACAUACUCCUCCCAGGAGCCUGACAAGAGGGACUCGCCCUCAGGACAUUGCCCCAUCCUGACAUGGCUCCUCCAUUUCUGCUACUUUCUGUGAAUCUGUAUCUCUCAUCUACUAAAUAGAAUCUGGGCCUCCCUUUCCAUCUUCCCACCUCUUUUCUCUUGGCAAUUUUAAGGGUAAUUAAUGCAAGAAUAACUUCAGCCUCUCUUGGGAAAACAAGCCAACCAAACACAACAGCCUUCACACCGAGGGUGUGUCCCCAGGAGACCAGGAAGGUGACCAUUACUCAAACACUGGGCUCUCUUGCAGGGCUUCUCUCCCCGUGUUAGGAGUAAGGAACAGGUAGCCACAAUUUUCUCAAAAAUGAACAUACCUGUAGUUAAAGUUUGCUUUGCACUCCAGUGCCUGGGCCAUGGAAGCAGGGACUUAGGAUCCCACAUGCUUCGCUGUGCUCACUGUGUGGGGACAAAGUCAGGCUCCUCACCUCCGUAUCCAGCAUGAAAACGGAAACCACCUUCGUCCCUCUCUCCAAUAGGUCCCCAGCCUCGUUGCUGGAAUGACCUCCUGUAUUUGACUUGCUGCUCCAGUUUCCUGAGAAUAAUUUUUAGUAAAAUAUCCUGUUUUUCCUUCAAAUUCUUCUCACGUUUUCCAUAGUUAGCAGGCAGAAUGAAAAUGGCUGCCAUUUGACUAUUCUGACAUUUUUACAUCAAAUUGAUUAGAGCUGCACCAGGAUUGGGGGACAGUACUGGGGAGAGUCCCACCGAUGGGCACCCCCCAUGUGCAAUGGAUGAGGCACUUUCCUGUAAUUCCACCACCACCCUCGCUCCCCAAAAACCCAAAUGGGUAAUUAUACAAACUGAUUUCAGGUGAUCUUUCUGAAGUCACCUGACAAAAGGAUCAGCCUUUGCCACUUGUAUCAGUUGUCACAGCAGUGGCGUUGGCAAGUCAUUCAUGUGCGUGUAAAAAUUUUUACUGUCUCUUCUGUGUUAAGUGCCAACUGAAUGAAGGCCUGUGAACUAUACUGUGUAGUUAAGGCUGUGUGUGCACAGUUUGGAUUAAGUAACAGCACAUUAAAGAAUGGCCCAGGAGUUGGACACAGUCAAUGACUUUUUCAAGUCUCUUAUCACAGCUCCUGGGGAGUCAGGAGUAUGCAUGGAUGAGGCCACGCUGAGUUUUUGAGCUCCUGCUGUGCUAGCCCUCUCCAUCCAUUGCUCCCGCGCUGCAGUCUCACACCCACACGUGCCCCUCAGAGUUUGCCUUGGUUUACGGGAAGGCAUUGAGAUUUUCUCUCUUGGGAAAGACUGCCCCCUGCUGGUUUCCCAUCAGUCUUGGUCCAAAGUCCCUCUUGGUCUGGAAUCUUGAAGAUUGAGAUCUUUAAAAAUGAUAUAUAUAUUUUAAGAAAGCAAUUACUUCAGAAUAUUCAAUAGGAUGCAGAAAUUUGAAAAAAUACAACUGCCAUCAACAUAAACAGGAACUUUAAAAUCCAACUUGCAGUGAUGUAUCCAAUAGAAGCUGAAGAUCUGGGGUGUGGCCAACCCUGCAUUUGGAACCUGUGACCCCAAAGCCCUCGGGAUCCUGGUCCUCAGAAGCCAGGUGGGAAAAUAUCCCCCUUUCCUACCUGCUCCCCACCCACCACCACUCUGUAACCAUCCAUUCUGUAACCAUCACUCUGAAUAGUGGUCCUUUUCGUGCCAGUUUCACUCAGACCUAUACCAUAACAGAAUACACAGAAGAGAGAGACAUAAAAAGAGAGCCCUGAACGAGGAGACUGAACUCACUCUCCAGCAUGCCGGGUGGUCACAUUGAAAUGUGGGAUUUUCUCUCCCAAAUAGGGGACCAGUGGCUCCCGAGUGUCACCGAAGCCUGUGGGGGUUCAGGCUCUGCUAUUUUAGAAGUUUCUGAUGUCUUGCUUAUGUAUCGAUAUGUAAAUGUAUCCUUUAAAAAAUAAAAUCAUGUAUUUGAUCAUGA
Pipistrellus kuhlii (Kuhl's pipistrelle) is the source of this 4260-nucleotide messenger RNA. It is a transcript of the gene SGPP2, whose product is annotated as sphingosine-1-phosphate phosphatase 2. Gene Ontology annotation, molecular function: sphingosine-1-phosphate phosphatase activity. The record is from RefSeq and is a predicted model, not a curated record. The coding region runs from base 214 to 1413 and encodes 399 amino acids. The transcript is spliced from 6 exons. Gene Ontology annotation, biological process: phospholipid dephosphorylation; sphingosine metabolic process. Gene Ontology annotation, cellular component: endoplasmic reticulum membrane. Lineage: Eukaryota; Metazoa; Chordata; Mammalia; Chiroptera; Vespertilionidae.